AAGAUUUUUACAGCAUAAGCAUGGUCAUACGCUGGAUUAUGAAACAAUAAACUGUGAAAUUUUAAAUAUAUAUAUAUAUUACAGCACUAAGAUUUUUACAGCAUAAGUAUGGUCAUACGCUCGAUUAUGAAACUAAAAGCUGUGUAAUGCUGCCGUCCUGAAACUAAAGUGCGGCUAAGUGACAUGUGUGCGAUCUUUCAGUCUUGCAUCAUAAACAGUUUUUCAUUCUCUAACGAUAUAUCUUUAACAAAGAUGGGAAUAUUUUACGGCUAAAGUCUAAAAAUCCGUCAUGUAUGUAUUUUCUAUUUAAAUAAUUAACUUAUUUAUGUGUGUAUCAGUUUUAUGUAUUCUAUGCUUAUAUUAAAAAGAUUCUAUAGACCCAUUACCCUGGUAUCCCAAAACGCACAUUGCAGUGCUUACUUUGGGGUAGGUUAAUAAUUAGUGUGAGUGUUAGUAGUGUUUGUGUUUUAUUUAUUAGUAAUCACGUUAGUAAUCGUUUUUGAUGUAAACUAAGACAUUAAUUAAUAAAAUUGUUAGUAAGUGGUAUUUACUUCCUUUUUAAGGUUGGUUUUACAUCGAAGGUGCGAUAUUUAUGAUAGACUUGACUGCUAAAAGGUGUUAUUUUAUCAAGUUCAUUUAUAUAAUUCAGGUAAGUUUGUUUGCAUGCGCGCGUUUCUUUUUCGGGUUCCAGGGAUCAGUGUUGCCAACUCUACGUCUUUUUACGUAGAUCUACGUAUUUUAGGCCUUUUCUGGAAACCUACUAACUUCAGUCCCAGAAUCUACGUAUUUUCUUAUUUUUUUCAAAUUUGUAAAAUAACGUAAUUCACUAGAAUAAAAACUAUACAAAUGUCUAUUUCUUAUAAAGAUGUAUCUUAACGCUCUUGUAUAUUGUAGAAAAGGAUCCCGUUAUUGGUUUUGUUGACUAAAUUAUUGCUGGACGCAGGAUUUGUGAAAGCAGAAACGACAAAACCCUUUGACUUAGUAGGUACAUUCAUAACCUUAAAAUUGUAUUUUUAAACUUUAAAUAUUAUCAAUGAGUACCUACUCACAUCGAAUUGAUCUUUGCAAAAAGAAAUGACUUUUAGUCGAUAAAGUUACAGGAUUUAGCAAGUUUUAAAUCAUAUUUCCAAAAAGUAUCAACUAGCCCAUUUAACAACAGUUUGUCAUUCUCUAUACAGAAUGAAAAGGAGAGAUUGAUGUUAAAUUUAGUUUUAAAUUUAGAGAACCAUCUAGAAUCGACACCCACCAGUGUCUGUAUCUGAUGGUUAAUGUCUACCACAGCAUGGUAAAUGCUUCCAAUGCAGCGACUUCUCCAAGAACUCUUUGUUCUAUCUCUCGUUCUUAAACAAAUUGUAAUACAAAAUACUCGUUUUAUUCGGUUUCACCCAACUUCUUCAUUUAAGUUACGUUUUUUAAAGCAUUUAACUGCUCUAUGUUUAAAUCUAAAGAAAAGUUUUACUAGAAAAAAAAUCCACGCAUUCUUCAAUCUCGCAAUCUUAAUUUCACUCAGAAAAAAGUACGUAGAUCUACGUACUUUUCAUAUGCAAAAUUUACCAAUUCUACGUAAUUUUCUCAUCGGGCCUACGCCUUUUUCAAAAUCCGAGUUGGCAACACUGCCAGGGAUUCCGGUAUGUAUUUCUAUUACGCCGACAAAGUGGUAGAAUAAAAUUUAUAAAGAUAUAUUUUGGGGACCCAGUGGCGAUGAUUUUUUUUUCAUCGUUCACCCCAUCGUGUGGGGUAUCGUUGAAUAGAUGCUUUAAAGUAUUUAGUGAUUGCUAAGACUUGUUGUCGGCUUAGGGAUCUGUUAUCGAAAUAUUAAACAGUGAACAUUUUUGGUACUCCAAAAGCUUAAAUAUUAGCUAAAACGAAACACAGGCACCUGAUGUGAUGAACGAUGAGCAACUACAGAACCCUAGACUGCGCGUCGCACGACCAGGGUUACCAAAUUUGAAACGCCUGAAUUUUUAAUAUUAGCAACGUGGUACUGCAAUGCCGUGCGUGCAUUUUGCUCAUAUCUUCCUUCCUAUAUAGCUUAUGAAUUAAAGAGAUGAUGAUAUUAAUAAAAUAAACGGUGGACAAGUACCUAUUACCAGUUUAUUUUGUAAUGGAUUAUGGUUUCAGAAUAAGUACUAUUAUAUCGCUUUAUAGACAAGCUAAUAAGUCAUGAGAAAAAAUGGGGCUAUCGGUUUAAAACAAACAAUAAAUACACAAAGUCCAUCUUAGCCUUUGUAGACAACCUCGCAAAACUGACACGUAAUCCUAAACAAUGUCACACAUUAUGAAUUAAAGUGGAGACUGAGGACAAAACUAAGUAAGUGUUGCUGUCUAUGCCUGGGUAGACGACACACCAAAUAUACCUCUUACGAUCCCGAACUCUCAAUAGCAGAACAAUGUGUUACCACGAUUGCUGAAGCUGCCCCUUUCAAAUUUAUGGAUAGAAAGAUCGUGCACAAAGGACGUACUCCAUCCUAAGAGGCAGUUGUCAAUAAUUUUCUAAUAAUGACUUAAAUAAGGUUGACCAGCAACCAUUGAGCAAUAUUAAAAAAGUUUGGAUAUACGACAACUAUCUUACGUCACGCCUGACUUGACCUUUCCUUGUUUAAGACAUUGGUGAAAUCCUCUUGGCAAUAUUGGAUGUAAAUAUCAUAAAGAAAUUUAAGUUGUGGUUUAGACUAGCCUAUUCAACUGAUCUCUCAACUCUAUUUAGAGAUCAGAAUCAUUUUAGGAUGAAGUCAAAGAAGCCAUCAAAACUCUAUAAACACCUUAGUCACCAUGACGCAUGUCUUGGGACAAACCCAGGAUAAAAUAGUCUCAUCACUUCCAAAAGCUAAACGUGUUACAGAGUUUGAGUCAAUACUUCAAUUCCAUAAACAAUUUAUGGCAGGUGCACAGGUUAAUGAACUAAUAAAAUCUUUCCUACAACAAAACGAAAAUGAUAAAUAUAAAGAUAUGCAAUGAAUUUAUAAAUGAAAAUUGAAUGGUGAGCCGUAGGUGAGUUUUGUAUUCCAUUAGCUCUGAAGUGGCGCACUUUGCUACAUGAUUGGUCUACUGUUCUACUAAAAUUCUAUCUCAAUGUCUUCCAAAUGACCCUCCCAAACCAGAGUAACCUAGUAAGAUGGGCGAAAGCCUCUGAAAAAUUGUGGUGAGGCAAUAGGUACUGCUAGGCACAUAUUGGUUUGUUGCAAGGUGCUCCUUGAUAGGGAUUAAUACUCGCAUCGCCAAGAUAGAGUACUUGAGGCCAUACAUGACGCAGAAAAUCUUGCAGUGGCUCGAGCCCAAAAAGCAUUAACCACAAUUAAAAAACAAAUUAACUUUAUAAAGGAAAGCUCAACUGUUAACUCGAAAAGCAAGUCUUUCUCAAUUCUAAGUACUGCACCUCCCCGAUCUACCCUUCACCCUCCAAGCGUAACUGUGGGGUCCAGUUUUGAGUCGCCGUUUGCCGUUUGCCUGGGUUCCUACCCCCUCGAGAUGGUGCCGCGGAGCCCUCCCUGGCAGUCACAGAAGGUACCGCUAGGGGACUAGCAGGUGGGCUCGGCGCCGCCGACCAGUCCUCCUCCUCCUGCGUGGAAGAGAGUUCGCGUGGGCUUGUUCCUCGCGAACUCUCUCCGCCGCCUCCUUCCGUGAGAUGACCAGACUCCAGACUCCUCACAGAAGGAGACUACCACCUGCCAGGAUCUAUCACUUCCCAACCCGACUGGACUAUUUUAAUGGAUGCGUAUGAAAAGCACUAUAAAGUACCAGAGGAUAUUGGUGUUUCGUCAUCCAAGCCGGACAUAUUCCUCUUUUAUAGGCACAUCAAACAUAUAGUACUAAUAGAGCUAACUGUACCGUGGGAAACUAUCAUUCCAAAAGAUUAACAUAAAAUUGAAUAAAUAUUACGAUCUAAUCAAGGAGCUUACUAAAAAUCAAAUCAAAUCUAGUUAAUUAAUAUGCGGUAUAAGUAGGAGCGACAGGUAUAACAGCAAAUUUUUUCUAUUACCUUCUUAAAGACCUAGGCCUAUCGAAACUGCAGUUAGUUCAAUUUUGGAACGAUUAACUAAGGCUGCACUAAGAGGCUCUUAUCAAAUUUGGCUAGGAAGGACGGCCAACAAAAUUUUUUUGGAGUUUCCUCCUUAAGAAUCGAUUUGCAUAUAUAAGGGGCCCGGUAUGAGAAAAAUGUGUGGAGUAAAAUCUAUCGAUGAAUGACAUUAAUGACCUCGUUACGUUUUUGUGCGCAACCUCAUCUGCGCACCUUUCACUUUUAGCCAUGGCAACGGAUAAAAAACAUUAAGUUGUCACAAAUGUCAAUAAAAUAAAUAAACUAAAAAUAGAUAAAAUCGGAGCAAAAUAAUGAAAACAAAUAAAUAACAGAAUAUAGAGAAAUGCUGGUAAGUCUCCAGCACUCUGGAAUAGUGAUUUUCAGUACAGAUGGAAUUAUAAUACAUAUUUACAAAAUGAUGACUAGUGUGGGAUAUUUUUGAAAUUGUGUGUUUCCAGAAAUACAUAAUAAAAUAUAUGAUGAAUAUCGCUGAUGUUAGAUGAUAAAAUGUGUGACAUGGAACCUAUGAUAGUCGAAACCAUGGGACGAUUCCUGAGGUAUCUUGCUUGUAACCGACUUCUUCGGACUUGAUUUUGUUUUGUGUCUGUUCAAAGACAAACGUUUUUAGAGUGUAAACUCCGGUCGUGCGUCGGAGCUGACACACACAUUCAUAUAUUUGAUUCCUCGUUAUUAUUACAGAACCCACGCAAAGCCGGACGUAGACGUGACCGGACAGAGUGCAAGAUAAUAAUAAAAAUAAUAUAAAAAAUAAGUAGUUCCUCUUUUUUCCUUUUUUUUAUUGUUUCAUUUUAUUGCUUGCUUUAUUCGAGUAAGUAUUGAGAAAUAUCGUAUCAGUCAAAAUAUCUAUACAGGUGCUACCUAGUCUCAAUCGGUAGCGAUAAUUGGAAAAAAAACUCCAAGUAUCCCUACCAAUGUAAGUAGAGAUAAAUGGAAUGGGGGAUUCCUACUCGUCCCGACUUGUUGACCCUUGCUUUAUAAAUGACAAUAACAUCAUGUUUUAAUAGUUUAAUAUUACGAAACCUUUAAGAUAUGAGAAUCAAUAACAUACUUGAAAAUAAUGUUUUUUUUAAAUAAUAAUCAAUAUUCAUCAUACUACUUCAAGUGUGUUAUUGGUUCUUCAAUAUUUCAAUAAUAUCAGAUUUUUGCUUAGAAGAAAAAAAAGUCAUCAACACCAAUAAAUAAACUAAAAACAAUCACAUUGUAACCUUGACAUUAGUAAAACUGGUUAAUAAGAUAUAACAAAAUCGAGGAGGGGGGGGGGGGGAGGUUGAACUUAUACAUUAUAACAUUUUAAGUUUUAUUAACAAUUGGUGAUUACUAAUAGAACAUAUUCCUAUUUAUAGUUACUACUCCUAACUUCGUCUGUACGGGAGAGUUGGUUUACCAUACAGAUUAACUUUACCCGAUUUAUACUCUUUUAAAUUAUCAUUUCUGGGAUAAAAAGUUUAAACGAGAAGAGUUUACGGACUCACUUUUGUGAAUAAUCACCAUAGUAGAGAAAAUAAAUUUAAAUUGUAAUUAAAAAUUCAAAAAUUUUCAAAACACGAAAUAUUUAAAGAAAAUAUAACUAGAAAAUAUUCCACGCGCACCAGGCAGCAGACGGGACCGCGUGGAAUUUUUUCUAGUUAUAUUUUCUUUAGAUUUAAACAUCAAGCAGUUACAUGCUUAAAAAAAUAAAAUUAUAAACACGACAUAUUUUAUUUUAGUAUAAACCUUGGUAUGCGGUUGUAUAAUAUCCAAGGAUGUGCCUACUUAAAAUCAUCUUUGCGCCGAGAUAAAUAUAAUUAGGAGAAACAAGUUUUGAAUCGCUUGACUUGAUUAUUUGAAGUUACACCGCAGUCUCGGUGUGUAUACCAACAAAUACACAUUCUUUGUGUUGAUCUAGUGAAAAUAUGAAAUAUUUUUAAAAUGAAGGAUAAAAUGGAAGUUGAAACGGACAAUAGUGCUACUAAAGUGAAUGGCGAUAUGGACGAUAAAAAUGUAAAAAAGUCGCCCAAGGAACCAUUUUCAUUAUCGAAACUAAUACAAAAAUUCUUAACUUUCUUUACAGUAGAACCAUAUUUACUGUGUUAUAUUUUGCCGAGUAUAAUCUGUUCUGUAGGAGUGCAAAAGUUAAAUAUGGAAAAAGCUUGUCGUGUCGAUUUGGGCUAUACGGAAGAUAUAUGUGCCAAUGUCGUGGCUGGUAAUACGAGUGAUAAUAUCACGGAAGAAGCUUUAGUGGGUGCGUCUACACUUGUGGUUGAUAUGACUGCAUGGAAGGAUCCUCUUCAAACUGGAAUACCAGCUAUAUUUAUAUUAUUUGUUGGUGCCUGGAGUGACAGAACCGGUAAUAGAAAGGCGUUAUUACUCACACCAAUAAUUGGCGAAGUCAUGUCACUAAUCGGCUUGAUGAUAGGAACUUAUUAUUUCUAUGAAUUACCAUUAUGGGUUAUGGGAUUGAUUCAAGCUAUGUCUUCUAUUUUUACGGGAGGUUUACCAGUCGCUAUUAUGGGAGCAUACAGUUUUAUUGCUGACGUCACCACUCCGGAAGAACGUACAUUCAGGAUCGGUGUUGUUGCUGUGAUAGUGACUCUUGGAAUUCCCCUGGGAACAGCUAUUAGUGGAGUCUUGACCGAAGCGGUCGGAUACUAUGGAAUAUUUGGUAUAGCAAUCCUAAUGUACAUAGUUGGAUUUAUUCAUACAUUAUUCCGUAUUCAUGACGUGAGAAGAACUAAAAUCGAAGGAACAUUUUGCUACAAACUAACUCAAUUUUUCCAUAUCAGAAAUAUUUGGGAUACGAUUUCUUUGCUAUUUCUCAGUCGCGGUAGGAUGCUGGCCCAAAUACUUCUUGUUAUUUGGGCACAUAUCGUUAUUAUGGGACCAGUGGUAGGCGAAGGGACAAAUCUUUACGUUUAUACACUAAACAGAUACAGCAUGGACCUCGUGGACUUCAGUCUUUUUACUACGUAUUCCUUAAUUUUGGGAAUUGUUGGAACUGCUAUAGCUGUUACUGUAUUUAGCAAAUGGAUGUCAAUGCACGACUGUGUGCUGGGGAUAAUUGCGACAACGAGUAAAGUAUUAUCUUCUCUUGUCUACGGGCUUGCUCCAACCAGAGAUUGGUUCUUUGCUGGCCCCGUGUUUGAUAUCUUCGGAAAUGUAGGAGUUACGGCAAUUCGAUCUCUGGGUACAAAAAUCGUUGAUCCAGAUAAAGUCGGUAAAAUGUGCUCAUUGAUUGGGUUCUUGGACGCGAUUAUCCCAACCAUAUACACACCCAUGUAUAGUAAGAUUCUUACAGCUACUUUGCAAUCUUUCCCUGGUGCAAUAUAUAUACUCGGAUCAGUGAUGACUGUUCCAGAUUACUUCGUAUUUGGGAUGUUAUACUAUCUUCUUAAGAAGCAGCAGCGGGAUGUUGUGCAGAACCCAAACACGAAAGAGAUGCAUGCAUAUGAAAAUGAUGUGACGGCUUUAUAGUCAAUCAAAGACAUUAAUAUCUCUUUGAAGUUAAUUUACUUCUUGGGUACUGUUUUACAAUGUACUGACUGAUGAUUGAGAAUAGUUUCCAGAUAAUUAUAUAUGUAAUUAGUUGUAUAAAUUAUAAUCAUUAAGUUUUACUAAUCUCUUCUGUUAACAAACCUAAGUGUUAUUAUCAUAUUUGGUUUGAUGAACCAUGUUGAUGAAGAUAAUUAGCUUUGACCAAAAUCCGAUGGAAGGUUCCGAUGGUGAACGGAGGCCUAAGUCAGGUGUGUCUCACGGGGAGUGUUACGAGGUUUCGUUUUCACUUCAUUUGUGUAGCAACGGCGGAGUUGAUACAAACUAUGCCGAACGAUAUCGCUACACUCAGUAAUAUAGUAAAAUGCAUGAAACCCAAGCGUGAAUAUUUGAGGUCUGUAAGGUAUCGUCAUCGUCAAAAUAUUGUGUGGAAAAAGCUAGUUUCUUAUGUCCGAUAGCUUAGUUUUCAAAGAAACUUUGACGAUGCGAAACGUUAUGUCGAAAUUCUGGCCUCUGAGCGAAUUAAGGUGUGCAUCUGUUGUGUCAUGUACUUUAUUAUAUCUUAAUAAUAUAUACAUAUAUUAAUUUAAGAUUUUUUGUAUCUUAUCAACAACAAAAUUAAACUAACUGAUUUAGUCGAUAGUUUGAUAGAGAAAUUUAGACGUGGAGUUGUGUCUUGCCGAUAGAAAUUAAAUGUUUUCCAUAUGUUUUCUGUGAAUUGUAAGCUUUAACUCAAAAUAAAGAAAAUAUCAACAUACAUGAAUAGUUUAUACAAUGUUAGUUUGCCGUUGGACUAACCUACGAACUAUUAAUGAAUAAAUGUUUAACCUAUUUAUAAGUCUGCCUUCUUUUUACAAGCUUUUAUUUAACUUGCAAUGUAUGUUUGUUCGGGUGGAAUCUUACAACUCAAUUUUAAGGCACUUGCCCUCAACCGAUUGCAUACCAAAUUUCAGUGGUAUGCACGUUCAGUUCGGAUGACUAUGCAUGAUUAACUGUAUGACGUCAUUCCAAAUCCAACAUGGCAGAACACCCAAAAUGGCGGAUAAUUUUCUUUUAUCCGUGCCUACAAUGUGGGUAUGAAAUGAAAUGAAAGGUCUUACUGAGAAUAACUCUUGACGAGUAUAUUUUGUCUUUACAUGGUAUCUGUAUGUAUGUAUAUACAUAUGCGUGUAUGUAUGUAUGUAGGUAGGGUAUGUAUGUAUGUGUGUAUGUAUGAAUGUAUGUACGUAUGUGCAUGUUUGUGUAUGGGUAUAAGCAUUUGAUACGAUAUCAUGUUGGUUUAGUUAGGGUUGUAGCAUGAACUGGUUAAUAUUCUUUUGGCGGGAUAGGCGUCAACAGCAUUGGCCUUAAAUAGGGUGAAAUCAUUAGAAAGGCUCCUCAUUGAAGAGCUGGACUGUUCAAAAUUAACUGGCAAACGACCUUGCAAUAAUGAUGCGUUGAAUGAGAUGAACAGACUUAGGAACUUAUCAGGUGAAAACUUAAAAGUAUAGAAUAAAACUAAGGUAAAAAAAACCUUUUUAAAAACAAGCUUUUAUUUAAAUGCGCUAAAAAGAAAAAAAAACUUUUACACUAAAACUUUUACUGUUAUCUUAUAACGUCAUUUCAAACUUAACAUAUUUGACACAAUUUAUAUGUUAUAAAAGCUUAUCGCGAGAUUUAACUAAUCGUAUUUACUUUCUUAGUUUUAAAAUGUAUUGAUUUUCUUUUUAGCGCAUUUAAAUGAAAACUUGUUUUUAAAAAGGUUUUUUUUACCAUUAUUUUAUUUUAUGAUAAUGGAUGUGAUAUUAUCACACAUAUAUAUACCUAGUCAGGUCAUAAAUUCUGUCACAUGUUUAAUAUAAAAUAAUUGAAACAAGUUUAUUCAUUAUGUAAGCAUUUAUAUACCAAAAUGAACUUAACAAAACAUAGAUUCUUAUGACAAUGAAGUUUAUUCAAAAUGACCUCCGUGAUUUUGAAUACAGGCCUUCAAUCUGCGCGGCCAGUCGUCUAUCGCAGCACGAACGAGGUCCGUGUCAAUAUCGGCGACUGCCUUAAUCAAGGAUGUCUUGAGUGACUCCAAAUUGGGAUGAGGCUAGGAAAGUUUUUAACUACUAUAAUUUUACUGCUCAGCUUGAUUUAUCAUAUCCUAUAUAUGGACUGUGACUGCUAUAUUAAAAUAAUAAAUAUAACCUAUAUUAAAUUACUUAUAUUUGAUUAUCUAUGGAUUACAUAUGCUGUGACGACUCGUUUCAUUUUAUUUUAUAUAAAUGUGUGACACAGUGCAAACAAUUCAUGAAUUAGACGCACUAGAGGUGGCUAGGUCUUUUGACUGCGAUGUCUCUGAACUAACAAAACGAAUUUGUAUACAAAAAUGCGAUUUUACGAUGCUUUCUCAAAAUAUACGAAGUAUAUAUAAGAAUCUUGAUGAUUUCUUGCUGACUAUAUCUCACCUAUCACUAGAUGUAGACGUAAUUACUUUGAGUGAAUGUAGAAUUGAUAAGAAUAAGCCUAUACCACAACUUCCAAAUUAUCAAUCUUAUUUUACUAACAUACAAUUGAAUCAAAAUGAUGGAGUUGUAACUUAUGUAAAAAACACAUUAAAACACAAAGUGCGUGAAAUAAAACUCGCUCAAGCUUCUUGUCUUCAACUAGAGAUUUUAAAUAAUACUAUUUUAUGUAUUUAUAGAUCGCCUUCUAGUGUUAAUGCAAAUGAUUUUAUAAGUAGUUUAGGUACUCAUUUGGACUCUCUGAAUUCUUGCAAAAGUAUAGUAAUAGCUGGUUAUAUUAAUAUAAAUAUUUCACUUAAACCCAUAGAACCACCACACGAACAAAGGAAUCGCAUUGAUUAUCUAAACAUGCUUUCAUUUCACGGUUUGCUUGCAGGUCAUACGAUACCUACUAGAGGCAAGAAUUGCUUAGACCAUUUUAUGUUAAGAAUUAAUAAAACUAAGAUCCGAGCCCCUAUUGCUGUGUUGCACACAAGCACCACAGAUCAUUUUACAACAUUUAUAACAAUAGCAAAACUCAAUGAUCGCCAAACUACAUGCAAGACUAGGACUAAUGUCAAUUUUGAAGCCGCUUUGAAGGGCCUUAUGAAUAAAAGUGUUACAGAAUUAUUAUAUUGUGAUGAUCCUGACUUAGCCAUUAAUAGUUUGAUAUUAAAAUUAAUGGAGACCGUUAAAGAGAACACUGUUAUUACAAAAAUACCAAGAAAAUAUCGUAAUAUAAAACCAUGGAUCACACCGGGGAUCUUACGUUGUAUUCGGAAUAGAAAUAAAUUGCAAAAGAAAGUAAAAGAUGAUCCUUUUAAUGAAACAAACAAAAUUAUUUAUACAAUAUACAGAAAUUAUUGUAAUGCUCUUCUUAAAAAACCAAACGCCAGUAUGAGAGAGAAUUAUUGAAUGAAUCUAUUAAUGAUAAUAAGUUGCUGUGGAGAAACAUCAGAAACAUCACAUAUACAAGUAAAAUUAAUAAAAUAAACUCUGAUUUACUUAAUAUUAAAUCUACUCCUGCAGCUUCUGCCAAUUAUAUUAAUGAUUUCUUUGUAAAUAUUGGUAAAAACUUGGCUUAUCAAAUUCGACCCUUAGAUGUGGAAAGUAGUAGCUAUUUGAGCAACUUACCAAAACAGUGUAACUCCUUUGUUCUUAUAGAUACUGAUCAUGGUGAGGUAAGUGAUAUAAUACAGUCCUUAAAAUAUAGCAGUGCCCCGGGAUGGGACGGUAUUCCAACCAGUUUUAUCAAAUACGCAAGAUCAUAUAUUGUUCCAAUUAAAACUCAUUUUGCUAAUCUGUGUUUUAAAAGGGGACUUUCCCGUCGGUACUGAAACGGUCAAUAAUCAGUCCAGUUUAUAAGGCUGGGGAUAGAGACAGUGUUAAAAAUUACAGACCAAUUUCUGUGUUACCUGUAAUUUCUAAAAUUAUAGAAAAACUGUUAAAUACGAGGCUGCUUAGCUAUCUAAAUAAAUUUGACAUCUUAUCACCAUCUCAGUUUGGCUUCAGGCGAGGGAAAUCAACUGAAGAUGCAGUUUUGGCACUUACAUCGUUAGUUACUGAGCAGCGCGAUGCUCAUAAAAAAUGUACUUCAGUAUUUUUGGAUUUACAAAAAGCUUUUGACACUGUCUCUAUACCUAUUCUGGUGAGAAAGCUGGAAGCGAUCGGACUGAAGGGAGUUUCUCUUGAAUUGUUCAAAGAUUACUUGUCGGAUAGGCGGCAAAAGACAAAGUUAGAUUCCUUCACUAGUGAUGAUGCAGCAGUGACAUAUGGAGUGCCUCAGGGUAGUGUCCUUGGACAUAAGGAAUAAUGUAGGUACAUUAUUCCUUAUUUAUAUCAAUGAUCUUCGUGCCAUGAACAUUAAGGAUGCAGAAAUUUUGUCGUACGCUGAUGACACUGCAAUUGUUUUUAGUGCAGACUCUUGGGAUGCUGUAAGGGAAACAACCGAGAGCGGCUUGAAACAGAUAAGCAAGUGGUUACGUUAUAAUUUUCUUACACUCAACACGGCUAAAACAAAUUAUAUCUGUUUCAGUCUAUAUAAUGACGGACAACCAAACAAUGAUUUUCGUUUAAAGAUACAUGGCUGUAAUUUUAUAAUAGGUGGAGUUAAUUGUAACUAUCCGGUUCCUCAAAAGGUUGAGAAUGUUAAAUAUUUGGGUGUCUAUGUGGAUCAGAGAUUAUCUUGGUAUCAGCAUUUAGAACAUGUAACUUUAAGACUCAGAAAGCUUACUUGGAUUUUCAAGACACUCAGGUAUAUAGUACCAGUACCAAAAAAGGAUAAGGGUAAUUGCGGUUCGGUAAGAGAUCUCCUUAAAGAAAUUUAUGUUUCGUUGGCCCAAUCUAUAUUGACAUAUUGCAUACCUGUAUGGGGUGGCGCAGCCAAAACGCGUUUUAUUGAUGUUGAGCGCGCUCAGCGAAGUCUCAUUAAGGUCAUGUAUUUUAAAAAAAAAAGGCGAUUUUAUACUGAGUGCCUCUACAAAAUUAGUAAUUUAUUAUCUGUAAGGAAGCUGUACUUAGUUCAUAUUAUUCUAAAAAAACAUAAGUCUCUAACGUAUGACCCUAAGAUUUCAAAAAGGAGAAGGAAAGACAUUAUUAUACGUACUCCUAGAACCAACACUUUAUUUGCUAGCAGUCAGUUCAAUAGUCGAUCUAUACACAUAUACAACACCAUUAAUAAAUAUAUUUAAGUAUAUGAUAAAAUUUAUUAUCAAUGCAGAGAUCUACUGAUAAAAUGGUCAGCUAAAACAUAUGAUGAAAUCGAGAUACUAUUAAGCAGAACCUAGUAUUCUUGCACACACUAAGACACAUAUACACGCACACACACUACACCAACAUGCACACACACACACACACACACACACAUGCAUACAAAAUACAAACACUCACUCCCACAUUUACAGUUACGUAGGCAUAAACACCAAACGUCUAAACUAAUUAGAUCUUAGUCAUGGUUUGUUUAGAUUUUAUUGGAUUGUUAUAAUUAUCUAUUUUAAGGAAGAGCUGUAUAUCCUGACACAGGCUAUUUAAGCUUAAAAGGAGAUGCAGGUCAUUAGUUUAAGAUCACAUUAUUGCUCAAUUCAAUAAAAAAUUAUUAUUAUUAUUAACUACUAGCAAACCCGGCGAACUCCGUUUCGCCACCAGAUGGCUUCUUUUUAUGUAACUUUUCGUUUGGUGAUUAAAAG
Chilo suppressalis (striped riceborer) is the source of this 13157-nucleotide messenger RNA. Lineage: Eukaryota; Metazoa; Arthropoda; Insecta; Lepidoptera; Crambidae. The record is from the annotation of a GenBank genome assembly.